This is a messenger RNA of Hevea brasiliensis (rubber tree), 796 nucleotides long. RefSeq names its product F-box protein PP2-B11. The record is from RefSeq and is a predicted model, not a curated record. The coding region runs from base 119 to 394 and encodes 91 amino acids. Lineage: Eukaryota; Viridiplantae; Streptophyta; Magnoliopsida; Malpighiales; Euphorbiaceae. The transcript has 2 exons.
CAUACCUUUUCUCUGAAAACUUCAUCCCAAGUCAGCAAACGUCCUGUUGUUUUCUUGUCCUCCCAAUGUCUGUCUGUUGAUCGUCAUCUAAACCUCUGUGAUUCUCCCAUCCUCAUCAAUGAUGGCAGAAAGAUUUUCAGAAAUGGCUGAGCUUAUCGAUGUGUAUUGGCUUGAAAUCACUGGCAAAAUUAGUAUCCAAAUGUUGUCCCCGGUAACACUGUACGUGGCUUGCUUCGUGUUCAAAUCAGCAACAAGAGCUCAUCUGUUUAAAUGCCAGCCCGCAGAGGUCACGGUGGGACUUGCUGGGAGUGAAAUUGAUAUAGGUAGUGUUCUUUUCGAUGCAGACAGGGGACAGAGGCGGCAAUACCGAUUCGUAAGAAGGCUAACCAGUUAACCACAGCCGGAUUUUGGUGGUUUGCAGCCAUCUGUACCCGGUGGAUAAAGUGAUGGCCGAUACCCGAACGAGACAGCAGAUGGGUGGCUGGAGAUUGAAUUGGGUGAGUUCUUUAACAAGAAAAGCGGAGAUGGAGAGGUGGAGAUGAGAGUUGUGCAUUUGAAAGGCGGCCACUGGAAAGGUGAUCUCUUUGUUCAAGGGAUAGAGUAGGCCAAAAGGAGCUUAAAAAAGUAAGCCAGCAAUCGCAAUUUGAAGGUUGGAGCAGAGACUAAUUGCUCCAGGAAAAGUUUGAGAUUGCUUAAAAAGAAUAAAAAAAUCGGAAAGUUCUAAUCUUGCUUGAUAGAGUGAGAAGUGAAAAUUUCCGGUGAUAUUAUAUAUCCAAAUAAAGCAUCAUUCUCUUCA